AUGGACUUGCUGGAACAUAUGUCUUUUCAGGCCGGUUCCGAUUACAACGAGAGGCUAAUCCUCAUUUCCAAGAACGAAACAGUCCCAUGUCCGGACAUCCCAGUCGAGUGGAUUACACAUGAUCUAUGGAGAGAUAUGCGAAAGUGCGAUGAAGAACUGGCAAAUCAUAUUUUAGAGCCAGUCUUCACUUUUAUGCGGGCGCAAACAGACAAGUCUCGCCUGAACAUUAAGGAGCUUGGCAGGUACUUGAAGUACCGUGAGGGUGACGUUGGACAAGCCCUACUCUCGGCACUUAUGCGUUUCUGUAUGAAGCUGCACCUUAGUCCAGAGGAACUAGAGUCCGUGAACGAAUUGGAACUGAACUGCGCCAAGCAUAUUUCCGUUGUCAACGAUAUCUACAGCUGGGAGAAGGAGCUUAAAGCGUCGUAUGAGGGUCAUCCAGAAGGCUCAGCUGUUUGCUCAGCCGUGUCAGUCUUGUCUGGUGAAACCAGUUUGAGCAUUGCAGCGUCGAAGCGAGUCUUGUGGACUAUGUGUCGGGAAUGGGAACUCGUGCAUGAUAAUCUUACUAAAGAUCGGAUGCAGUCGAUGCCAUACAGCAAAGACUUGGAGGCCUUUAUGAAAGGACUGGAGUAUCAAAUGAGCGGCAACGAAGCAUGGAGCAGGUUGACACCUCGGUAUAACAACGUGUAA
Messenger RNA from Fusarium sp. VM40, 690 nucleotides. NCBI's taxonomy places the organism in Eukaryota, Fungi, Ascomycota, Sordariomycetes, Hypocreales, Nectriaceae. The record is from the annotation of a GenBank genome assembly.